GUUGCCGGAAGUGAACCGCGCUUGUCUGUGGAAGUGUGGCGUUUAUUUAGUUAGACAAUUUCCAUGUGGUUCUGAUUCAACAACUGUUUCAAAGCUAAUCUGUAGCUAGUACUGUACUGUAAAAAUGGGCAAAAAGGGUAAAAAAGACCAAAAGAAAGUGAAAGGAGCAGAGAAAACAGCAGCCAAAAUGGAUAAAAAGAUUUCAAAGCGGUCUAAACGAGAAGAGGUAACGUUAGGCAUGUCUGUCUCCCCUUUCAACUGUCAGCUACUAGCUAGCUAGCUCUAAUUACAGUUUAAGACAAGAGACAUAGCUAUGUCUUUAUAGCAUAACAUCUUAUGGCAUAAACUCGUCAUCGUGUGUGUGUGUGUGUGUGUGUGUGUGUGUGUGUGUGUGUGCGCGCGUGCGUGCGUGCGUGCGAGUGUAAAAAAUUCCUACUCAAUCACAUAAAGUUAAUGUCAUUGUCUGACAGACAUUGUACAGAGUGAAUAGUUUCAGCUGUUGUUCAUUUAGGUGUUGUUUUCAUUUGGCAUUGGUACAGGAGGACCUGGCGGCACUGAUAGCUGAGUUUCAGUCCCUGGAUGCCAAGAAGACAACAGUUGUGGAGACCGCCUGCCCACCCCCCUCACCCAGGUGACCCACUACUCUGUCCUAGAUGUUGAUAGGUGUUGACCUAGCUUGUGUUCAAUGGGCACAAAACGGGAGAAAAUGUGUUGAAACCAGGGAGUUACUAUGGCUGAUCUUGUCCAAUAAGAAUUGUCUCAUUUAGAUUUGUUCCAUUUCAAAACCCUUACUGUUUCGUGCCUACUGAACAGCUCACGUCAGAGCCAGGUGUCACAAGCAUUUUUGUAACAUCUGCUAAAUAUGUGUAUGCGACCAAGAAAAUGUGAUUUGAUUUGAUAGAAGUGGUAUCCUGUUUGUCUCAUCACUCCUCAGGUUGAACGCCUCUCUGUCAGCACACCCCGACAAGGAUGAGCUGAUCUUGUUUGGAGGCGAGUUCUUCAACGGCAAAAAGGUACAAUUCAUAUACCCUACAUGACCAAAAGUAUGUGGACACCUGCUCGUCGAACAUCUCAUUCCAAAAUCAUGGGCAUUAAUAUGGAGUUAGUCCCCCCUUUGCUACUAUAACAGCCUCCACUCUUCUGGGAAGGCUUUCCACUACAUGUUGGAACAUUGCUGCAGGGACGUGCUUCCAUUCAGCCACAAGAGCAUUAGUGAGGUCUGAUGUUGGCCGAUUAGGCCUGGCUCGCAGUCGGCGUUCCAAUUCAUCCCAAAGGUGUUCGAUGGGGUUGAGGUCAGGGCUCUGUGCAGGCCAGUCAAGUUCUUCCACACCGAUCUUGAAAAACUAUUUCUGUAUGGACCUCGCUUUGUGCACGGGGGCAUUGUCAUGCUGAAACAGGAAAGGGCCUUCCCUAAACUGUUGCCACAAAAUUGGAAGCACAGAAUCGUCUAGAAUGUAAUUGUAUGCUGUAGCAUUAAGAUUUCCCUUCACUGGAACUAAGGGGCCUGAACCAUGAAAAACAGCCAUUAUUACACCAUUAUUACUCCUCCACCAAACUUUACAGUUGGCACUUCAUUGGGGCAGGUAGCGUUCUCCUGGCAUCCACCAAACCCGAAUCCACUAAUUUGAAGGGGUGUCCACAUACCUUUGUAUAUAGAGUGUACCUUGAACACCUUUAUAUUAAUUUUUUGUAUUUUACUAAUCCUUAUCGGCUUUGGAUGAAUAGGGUUUUUGAUUGACAGUGGGUUUAUUUUCUUCUUUUCAGACGUACCUCUACAACGACCUGUUCUUCUAUAACAUAAAGAAGAACACCUGGGUGAAGUCAGACAUCCCCAACCCUCCUCCACGACGCUGUGCUCACCAGGUAACUAUGUACCUCCUGUCAACCUCCAACCACCAUCUCUACCCACAUCCACUUUCAGGGAUGCAAACAUGUCACUUUUCGGCGAUAUUCUCAGUUUUGAUCUCAAAAUAGGUCAUCCAGAUGAAACGUGUAGAUCCGUAAAGGAACGUGUGGGGCAGGUAUGACGAAAGUGCGCAGACGCAGAGUGUAUCACCCAUUAAGCAAUAAAAGAGAGCGCAAACAGAUCUUAUCCCUUUGCGAUGACUACCUUCUCUCUCUAAAUUAAUGACUGAGUACAGAAUGCAUCCCUACCCUACUCGUCCUACAAAUUGAAUAUCAAACGGAGUUCAGAGCGUGAUGUCAGAUAUGUCAUGUCAGAAUGAGUGAUUCAUCCAAUAUCACGUGUGACCGAUGUGAGCAGCCAGCUGCAUCCCCUAACCAGCCAUUAGCCUACUCAGCUGCUUCUUUCAGUCCGUUCUUUAUGCGCAUCUCCAUCAGUAUUUAAAUCUUAUUUUGCUGUGAUGGCGAGCUGGGGUGUGCAGACAGUGAUGGGGUUUCUGUUGUUACAUAUGUUUAAUUAUUGGAGCAGCUCCCAGGGUGAGCGAAGUGGAUACGUAUCUUUUCAUUUCGCCUGUAAGAACAAGCAGGCCAUUUAUAUAAUUUUAUAAACCAUGUCGCGGGCCGUUUUAAACUACUCGCGGGCAGCGAGUUUUUGGUUUGUACUUCAAAGCUAUAUCUGAAGGGGUGGGGGAAACCCUGUGGUGUCACGAUACUACUCUGUAUUGUGAUUGUUGGCCUGGUAUCACAUCGUUAGUAAAAUCAGAAUCCCCUUUAUUCGCCAAGUACAUUUAGACAUAAUCAGAUUUUACUUAGUGGUAUGGUGCUGCUAGUGAUAGACAACAUUUAGAGACAGAAUACAGACAGCAGAGUUUAAACAAAGUUUACAUACAUUAUAUACAACUAGGUAGAGUGAGCAUAGAGCUAUAUAUGGUUGAUAUACAGUGGAUGUAAAAAUAUACAGUAUCAGUAUGAAUAUAUCUAAAUGCAGAGAGACAACCCCAAUCAGAAAAUCUCCAUCGAUUUCUCGUGUGUUUCCGUGCUAUAACAAAAAGGUCAACUUUUUGGGCCCUCACCAGUUUGCAUCCCUGUACUUUACAGAGCUCACCAGAUCCCCCACUUCCUUCUGCCAGGAGUCUACCUUUACUCUUUAUCGUCACUUAGACAGCUCAGAAUGGGGAACUUUUUCACACCUUUGUUCUACUUUUAGGGAACUCAAAAGUAUGUCACACCUUUACUGACAAUUAUUGUAUUUUUAUUAUUUUUCUCUGUUGUGGAUUAGUGGUGCAGUGAUUCCUCUCACUGCGGAUCUCAACUUGCAGCCUGGCCAUCGUUCUGUCAUUCUCCCUUUUGGACACCAGGGGACAGACUUUGAUACAACUAUGAAGAGAUUUGAGAGAUUGCCAAGGUAGAUGGUAUCUAUCUGAUAACUCUCUCUCCCUCUAACUUUCUCCAUCUCUCUCUCUCCAUCUCGCUCUCUCGCUCUCUCUCCUUUCUCUGUCUCUCUCUCUUCUCUCUCUCUGCAGGCGGUGGUAGUUCCACAGGCAGGGGGGCAGCUGUGGGUGUUUGGGGGGGAGUUUGCGUCUCCUGACGGGGAGCAGUUCUACCACUAUAAAGACCUCUGGGUUCUUCACCUCUCCACAAACACCUGGGAGCAGAUCAAGUGAGGGAGCCAUAUUGCUAUUGUAGUAAUAGUGGGUGUAAAGUAUGUUUGAGAUGCUACUAGAUGAACCUGGUUGUGUCAGUGUUUGUGAGUAUAAGUGUUGUGUCUGUAACCCAGGGUUCCAGGUGCCCCCUCUGGUAGGAGUGGACAUCGUAUGGUCCUGAGUAAGAGGCAGUUGCUGUUGUUCGGAGGCUUCCACGAAAGUGCUAGGUAAGGAGAGAUGAUAGGAGGCGCUAUUGUGUCAGUUAAGGAGAGGUGAUAGGUGGAGUAUUUGUAAUUGUAGGAAAUAAGAGGAAAGAAAAGAGUGAUAACCUUGUGGCUUGCUUUAUGGCUGUGGCCAAAAUAUCACAAUAUUAGAUGUAGCCACUGCGUGAAAUAUGCAAAAUAAACUAGAUUAGUCUUCUGCUUGUUGAUAGUGUACUUCUUCUCUUACAGGGAUUUUAUCUACUACAACGAUGUGCACGCCUUCAGUCUGGACUCCUUCACCUGGAGUCGCCUCUCCCCCUCCGGCACCGGCCCCUCCCCUCGCUCUGCCUGCCAGAUGACCUCUACCCCCGAUAGCUCCGGGGUCAUCAUCUAUGGAGGAUACUCCAAAGUGGUGUGUGUGUUUGUGCAUUUGUGUGUGUGUGCGUGCACUCAACAGGUUCUUGUUAAUUUGAUAUGAUAUUGAGAGAUAUGCAGCAAGUCUUUGAAUGACUCCAUUACAUUUUAAUCAAAGUUGUGUUUUAUUGUUCCCUUUUAGAAAGCUAAGAAAGAUGUGGAAAAGGGAACCAUCCACUCUGACAUGUUUCUGCUCAAGAGAGAUGGCAAAGAAGAACAAGGUACAGUGAUGCUCAGGCUUAUACUUACUAUUGGCUACAGACUAGCCUGGACAUAUAAAACGCAGGACAGAGAAGCAAUGUGAUUUCUAUUUACAGAACAUUGUUCCUCAUUUUGAUUUUCUCCCUGUCAGAGAAGUGGUUGUGGUCCCGGGUGAGUCCCUCCGGCUCCAAGCCACCCGCCCGGUCGGGCUUCUCCCUGGCUGUGGGGCCCACGGGUCGGGCGCUGCUCUUCGGAGGGGUGUGUGACGAGGAGGAAGAUGAGACUCUGGAGGGGGACUUCUACAACGACCUUUACCUGUAUGACAUCAACAAGCACCGCUGGUUCCCUGCUCAGCUCAAGGUAACUGCUGGAAACCUCCCUUUUGGCACAUACAGUAAAUAGUAUGUUUACUUGGACAAUUGUAAGCAACUGUGUUAAUAUUAUUGUUGUUGCCCUGUUUUUCCCUCCCCUCGUCCAGGGCUGUAAGUCGGAGAAGAAGAAGCGUCGACGGGGGAAGAAGGGAGGGGAGCAAGGGGAGAGGUCAGAGGAGGGUCAGGCGGAGGAAGGGGCAGCAGCACAGGGACCUGUGGAGGUCAUCAAGGAGAUCGUCACUGAAGAUGGAACGGUCAUGACCAUCAAGGAAAUAAUCCCCGGGACACAGGUGGAGGAAGAGAGCGAAGAAGAGGAGGAGGAAGAUGAGGAAGGUGCCUCGGCCAUCCUGGUGGAGCCCUGUGCUCGCUCCAGCGCCAUGGCAACAGUGAAAUAUGGGAAGCUGUAUUUAUACGGGGGCAUGUUUGAGGUGGGCGACCGCCAGUUCACCCUCAACGACCUGUACUGUCUAGACCUCCACAAGAUGGACCAGUGGGAGGUGCUGGUCGAGAUGGACCCCAGUAAGUAAGAGGGAAACUGGGCUUUUCUGUCUGUGUGUUUCUGUGGGAUGGAGGUUGUGUUCCUGAUCACAGUGACCCCUUCUCUCUGCAGAGACCCAAGAGUGGCUGGACGACUGGUCUGACUCAGAGGGGGAUGAGGAGGGGGAUGAGGAGGGGGAUGAGGAGGAAGCUAAAGGAGGUGAUGACGAAGAGGAGGAAUCUGAAGAAGAAGGUGACGAACAAGGUAAAUGACAAAAAAUCCCUCUAUUCUUUUCAGUGUUUGUUUCUAACCCUACUUUAUUCUGCUCUUCAUGUGUUCAAUGGUUAUGAUUGGCUGAAAGCCGUGGUAUAUCAGACAAUAUAAACUGGGUGGUUCGAGCCCUGAAUGCUGAUUGGCUGAAAGCCGUGGUAUAUCAGACCGUAUACCAUGGGUAUGACAAAACAUUUACUUUUACUUUUCUAAUUACAUUUGUAACCAGUUUAUUAAAGCAAUAAGGCACCUCGGGGUUUAUGGUAUAUGGCCAAUAUACCUCAGCUAAGGGCUGUAUCCAGGCACUCCGCGUUGCGUCGUGCUUAAGAACAGCCAUUAGCUGUGGUAUAUUGACCAUAUACGGUACCAAACCCCCUCGGGCCUUAUUGCUUAAAUGUACCUCUCCACUAGAGCAGUGAACAGGUUGCAUCAAAGCCGAAGCCAAAAGCCUCUUAUAGAAAGCCUCAAGGGACAGUGCUGUCUAAACACAAUGUCAGUCGCAGUAGUGUUGACACCAGCAGUAACACUCUCUUCAAAUCAAAUCAAAUCACAUUUUAUUUGUCAUAUGCGCCGAAUACCACAGGUGUAGACCUUACAGUGAAAUGAUUUCUUACAAGCCCUUAACCAACAAUGCCGUUUUAAGAAAAACAAGUGUUUAGUAAAAAAUAUAUAAGUAAAAAAUAAAGACUAAAAAUAGACAAAUUAAAGAGCAGCAGUAAAAUAACAGUAGGGAGUACCGGUACAGAGUCAAUGUGCGGCGGCACAGGUUAGUCGAAGUAAUUGAGGUAAUAUGUACAGUACCAGUCAAAAGUUUGGACACACCUACUCAUUCAAGGGUUUUUCUUUAUUUUUUACUAUUUUCUACAUUGUAGAAUAAGAGUGAAGACAUCAAAACUAUGAAAUAACACAUUUAGAAUCAUGUAGUAACCAAAAAAGUGUUAAACAAAUCAAAAUAUAUUUUAUAUUUGAGAUUCUUCAAAUAACCACCCUUUGCCUUGAUGACAGCUUUGCACACUCUUGGCAUUCUCUCAACCAGCUUCACCUGGAAUGCUUUUCCAACAGUCUUGAAGGAGUUCCCACAUAUGCUGAGCACUUGUUGGCUGCUUUUCCUUCACUCUGCGGUCCGACUCAUCCCAAACCAUCUCAAUUUGGUUGAGGUCGGGGGAUUGUGGAGGCCAGGUCAUCUGAUGCAGCACUCCAUCACUCUCCUUCUUGGUAAAAUAGCCCUUACACAGCCUGGAGGUGUGUUGGGUCAUUGUCCUGUUGAAAACCAAUGAUAGUCCCACUAAGCCCAAACCAGAUGGGAUGGUUAAGUGUGCCUUGAAUUCUAAAUAAAUCACUGACAGUGUCACCAGCAAUACACCCCCACACCAUAACACCUCCUCCAUGCUUUACGGUGGGAAAUACACAUGCAGAGAUAAUCCGUUCACCCACACCGCGUCUCACAAAGCCACGGCGGUUGGAACCAAAAAUCUCAAAUUUGGACUCCAGAUCAAAGGACACACUUCCACCGGUCUAAUGUCCAUUGCUCUUGUUUCUUGGCCCAAGCAAGUCUCUUUAGUAGUGGUUUCUUUGCAGCAAUUUGACCAUGAAGGCCUGAUUCACACAGUCUCCUCUGAACAGUUGAUGCUGAGAUGUGUCUGUUACUUGAACUCUGUGAAGCAUUUAUUUGGGCUGCAAUUUCUGAGGCUGGUAACUCUAAUGAACUUAUCCUCUGCAGCAGAGGUAACUCUGGGUCUUCCAUUCCUGUGGCGGUCCUCAUGAGAGCCAGUUUCAUCGUUGCGCUUGAUGGUUUUUGCAACUGCACAUGAAGAAACUUUCAAAGUUCUUCACAUUUUCCGUAUUGACUGACCUUCAUGUCUUAGUCGUUUCUCUUUGCUUAUUUGAGCUGUUCUUGCCAUAAUAUGGACUUGGUCUUUUACCAAAUAGGGCUAUCUUCUGUAUACCCCCCCUACCUUGUCACAACUGAUUGGCUCAAACGCAUUAAGAAGGAAAGAAAUUCCACAAAUUAACUUUUAAGAAGGCACACCUGUUAAUUGAAAUGAUUUCCAGGUGACUACCUCAUGAAGCUGGGGGGGGGGGGGGGGGGGGGUGACAAUGCAAGUAGUCCGAGUAGCCAUUUCAUUAGCUGUUCAGGAGUCUUAUGGCUUGGGGGUUGAAGCUGUUAAGAAGCCUUUUGGACCUAGACUUGGCGCUCUGCUUGCCGUGCGGUAGAAGAGAGAACAGUCUAUGACUAGGGUGGCUGGCGUCUUUGGCAAUUUUUAGGGCCUUCCUCUGACACCGCCUGGUAUAGAAGUCCUGGAUGGCAGGAAGCUUGGCCCCAAUUAUGUACUGGGCCGUACACACUACCCUCUGUAGUGCCUUGUGGUCGGAGGCCGAGCAGUUGCCAUACCAGGCGGUGAUGCAACCAGUCAGUAUGCUCUCGAUGGUGCAGCUGUAUAACUUUUUGAGGAUCUGAGGACCCAUGCCAAAUAUUUUCAGUCUCCUGAGGAGGAAUAGGCUUUGUCGUGCCCUCUUUACGACUGUCUUGGUGUAUUUGGACCAUGAUGAUUUGUUGGUGAUGUGGACACCAAGGAACUUGAAGCUCUCAACCUGCUCCACGACAGCCCCGUCGAUGAGAAUGGGGGCGUGCUCGGUCCUCCUUUACCGGUAGUCCACAAUCAUUUCCUUUGUCUUGAUCACGUUAAGGAAGAGGUUGUUAUAAUAAUAAUAUGCCAUUUAGCAGAUGCUUUUAUCCAAAGCGACUUACAGUCAUGCAUGCAUACAUUUUUUGUGUAUGGGUGGUCCCGGGGAUCGAACCCACUACCUUGGCGUUACAAGCGCCGUGCUCUACCAGCUGAGCUACAGAGGCACCACACGGCCAGGUCUCUGACCUCCUCCCUAUAGGCUGUCUCAUCGUUGUCGGUGAUCAGGCCUACCACUGUUGUGUCAUCGGCAAACUUAAUGAUGGUGUGGUGUGUGUGUGUGUGUGUGUGUGUGUUUACAGAUGAGGAGGAUCACCCCCCAGUGCAGCCAGGUGAGGCGCUGGAAGACUUCCAGAGUCGUACAGAGCAAUACUGGGUAGGCCUGGCCCGGGCCAACAUGGGCCCAGAGGCUAAGGACACGAAGGUGCAGAAAGUGGGCAUAGCCAUGGCCAAGGUGUUCUAUGAAGACAAGCAGUGA
Messenger RNA from Coregonus sp. 'balchen', 8644 nucleotides. NCBI's taxonomy places the organism in Eukaryota, Metazoa, Chordata, Actinopteri, Salmoniformes, Salmonidae. The record is from the annotation of a GenBank genome assembly.